Molecule: messenger RNA, 927 nt
Organism: Elgaria multicarinata webbii
Lineage: Eukaryota; Metazoa; Chordata; Lepidosauria; Squamata; Anguidae
Product: olfactory receptor 10G6-like
Exons: 1
Coding region: 1-927 (308 amino acids)
Biological process (GO): G protein-coupled receptor signaling pathway
Cellular component (GO): membrane
Molecular function (GO): G protein-coupled receptor activity; olfactory receptor activity
Source: RefSeq, a predicted model, not a curated record
AUGGAAUGCGAAAAUCAAACGUCAUUGACCGAGUUUGUCCUCGUUGGGUUUCCAUAUCCCAAGAAGCUGAAGGGUCCUUUAUUCAUCUUCUUCCUGCUUAUCUACUUACUUACCCUCUUUGGAAACCUUCUGAUUCUGUUGGUUGUAGUGUUCAGUCCCCAGCUCCACAAACCUAUGUACUGGUUCCUUUGCCAUUUGUCCCUUCUGGACAUGACAGUCUCCUCUGUGAUAGUCCCCAAGGUGAUUGCUGGAUUUCUAGAUGGUGGUGGGGUCAUGUCUUAUGGGGGUUGUGUAUGCCAACUCUUCUUCUUCCACUUCCUGGGCUGCACAGAAUGUUUCCUCUACACUCUGAUGGCUUAUGACCGCUUCCUGGCCAUUUGCAAGCCACUCCACUAUGGUACCAUCAUGAACCGUAGGACAUGCCUCUUCCUUGCCAUGGGCACCUGGUUUGGUGGUUGUCUUCAUUCAAUGAUGGAGACUGCUCUUGUUUUUCGCCUGCCUUUUGGCAGGACAAACCAGGUGAACUAUAUCUUCUGUGACAUCCCAGCUGUGCUGAAGUUGGUUUGUGCUGACACCACACUCAAUGAAAUGGUGACCAUGGUUGAUGUUGGCCUUGUGGCCAUCACUUGCUUUUUUCUGAUCUUGACUUCCUACAUGUACAUUGUAUCCACCAUAUUGAAGAUCCGCAGUGCUGAAGGGCGUCAGCGGGCCUUCUCCACCUGCACAGCUCAUGUUACCAUAGUGGUGACUUAUUAUGUGCCACUUGUGUUCAUCUAUCUGAGGCCAGGAUCCCAGGACUCACUGGACGGAGUGGUAGCAGUAUUCUACACUUCACUGACGCCACUACUCAACCCCAUAAUCUAUACACUGAGGAACAAAGACAUAAAAGUUGCACUUGUAAGAUGGUCUAGUAGUAAGACACCCUAG